Molecule: messenger RNA, 1349 nt
Organism: Pungitius pungitius (ninespine stickleback)
Lineage: Eukaryota; Metazoa; Chordata; Actinopteri; Perciformes; Gasterosteidae
Product: CMP-N-acetylneuraminate-beta-galactosamide-alpha-2,3-sialyltransferase 1-like
Exons: 6
Coding region: 1-732 (243 amino acids)
Biological process (GO): sialylation
Cellular component (GO): membrane
Molecular function (GO): beta-galactoside (CMP) alpha-2,3-sialyltransferase activity
Source: RefSeq, a predicted model, not a curated record
AUGGGUGGUUGGGAGGCCACAGGACGGGCACCUGUGGAUCGGCGCAUACAGCCUGAAGGACGUAGCAUCAGUGACUACGCAAAAAACAAGGAAAGGGUUUUUCAGCUGAUCCCAGCCAACCCUCCUCUUGAAGCACCCAUCCCUGGCCGCUGCAGGACUUGUGCUGUGGUGGGAAAUUCUCGUAAUUUGUUGGAAUCACAUUACGGACCUUUUAUAGAUUUCCAGGACUACGUCAUAAGAAUUAACAGGGGUCAUAUCAAAGGCUUUGAAGCAGAUGUUGGGAACAGAACAACGCACCAGGUCAUGUAUCCAGAGAGUUCUUCUCAGUUGGAUAACACCACUCGUCCAGUGCUGUUUACAUUUAAGAUAAGAGAUCUUGAAUGGAUUACCAGUGUUCUCAGCACACAACCUUCUGGAAAAAAAUCCCUAUUCAACAAGGAUUUGGUGAUGGUCCUUAACCCAGCUUUCAUGAGGAAUAUCCAUGAAAUGUGGCUGCAGAAGAAGGGAUCUUAUCCCUCCACCGGCUUCAUGGCUUUGGUUCUUGCUUUGCAUAUUUGUGACGAGGUCCAUGUAUUUGGUUUUGGAGCAGACAGUGAUGGAAACUGGAGUCAUUACUGGGAAAAAAUCCCCAACAACAAAAUAAAAACUGGACAACAUCCUGGAAACGUUGAGUAUGAAAUGAUCCUGCAAAUGGCAAAGCAUCAAGUACUCACAUUCUAUAAGGGGUGGUAAUGUUUCUAUCAGCAUCUAAUCUAUUUUAACAUUAACAAUGGAUUCCUUACCAAGCAAGUCUAAGAAGCCUUUAAGAGACAUCUCUUCUCGAAUCAACUCUCCUAACGGAACUAACGGAGACUGAACUGAUCUACACGUGUUGUGAGUUUUUGUGUUGAUGUUUGUGUUUAAACUACACAAACUGCUUCAGAGACAUUCACCCCACAUGGAUUCCAAUUCAUUGUAGGAUCUCAGAAGGACAUGUUUUUCUCUGCAUUUUCAUAUUUAUUGUCUUUUUGUUAUAAUGCACCAAAUAAAUGCAGUAGGAAAUUCUGGGGAAAAAGAAAAGUUUAAAAUAAUUGUCACGGUUUGGGUUCAUGUCUUGUUUUAUUUUGUAGUUUCAUGUCUCUUGUGUCCCUGGGGUAACUUCACUUCCUGCCUUGUCCUGUCUUCCCCUGUGAUUGUCUGUCAUGUCUGAUUGUUUCCACCUGUGUCCAAUCACCUGGACCCCUCCUGUGUAUUUAAUCCCUAUGAGUCUCUCGUCUCGUCAUUGCCCGUUUGCUUGUACCAUUGUUGAGUCGUGUCCCCAUGCCAUGUCAAGCAGUUAUUUCAUAGUUUAUGUUGUCGUUGUGCCAGGU